Molecule: messenger RNA, 554 nt
Organism: Cylicocyclus nassatus
Lineage: Eukaryota; Metazoa; Nematoda; Chromadorea; Rhabditida; Strongylidae
Source: the annotation of a GenBank genome assembly
AUGCCAAUAUCCAUACUAAAUCCUGCUCAAGUUAUCAUAUUUCAAGCAUGCUGUACAAUCCUGCCAUUUAUGACAACACUUCCACCACCAACAACACUUCCACAGUGCCAGUGCCCCUUAGAUUUGUACAGCGACAGUCUCUGCCCUACUAUUGGACCUUGCAACAGAGAUCCCAUGGCAAUUACAUAUGGUUCUCCGUCAUUGUGUCCAGUCACCUUAAACUGCGAACAAACGGACUACGUACGGUUUCAAUUUGCUGAUGGCGCUUACAUAAAUAACAUAAAGGUACGUAACUUUCGUCAGCUAGCAGAUAUCCAGUGCGUCAAUGGUCAAUGGCGUUAUUAUGGCCACCAGGUAGCAUAUGACAAAGUGUUGCGUCACGUCGUCUGUUAUUCCGUCGCAAUUCCCGUAUAAGGAUAAAUGCAUAUGGCACGUCGAAGGAUUUAUGAACGAGCGAUCAUAUCAAAAAUGAUUGUUUACUCCGAUUUUUGGCUCGCAAUCCUUUUUUAGACUUGUAGUAUAUGCUCGUUGAAAAUAUAAAAGAAAGUCAGCAU